CCGACAAAGAGAAGCUCAAACAAGUCUACAAUUCUCACUACAAAGAUGACAGCAAGAACAAAAAGGAAAAAAGGCAUUGUCAAUGGAGGAAUUCCUAAAGGUGCUGGAGGAAAUAAUGAUUGGGGCCGGGUUCACGGGGUUCGGAUCUUUCGCUCUGUUCAUCAAACAAAGAAUAGCUCCAACAGCCGUCCCCAACGACGUUUUCAUCCCGGGGAUCACCCUUCCAUUUCUAUUGUACAUUCAUCAUGGUUUACUUUAUCGUUCGUAAAUGGACUGUGAAUGAAAAUGAACACGGACUAACCUCAGAAGGAAGGGAACUCCGGCGGGGAAGUCCUAGAUAAUGUAAUCCGACCAGCCCGAAAUGAAUGACGUAUGAUCCAUGGAUUCUCCUGGGCACUCCUCGUGCUUGGACGGGGUCUCCUUCCCUCCGACGAGCCUGGCAGGGUUCCCCACCGCCGUGGUCCGCGGAGGGACGUCGAUCAGAACCACCGACCCUGCCCCAACUUUCGCUCCUUCUCCAAUGUUGACAUUCCCCAGGAUCGUCGCCCCGGCGCCUAUCAGCACGCCAUCGCCGAUCUUCGGGUGCCGGUCGCCGCAAGCUUUCCCCGUUCCACCGAGCGUGACGUGGUGCAGGAUCGACACGUUGUUCCCAAUCACCGCCGUCUCGCCCACGACCACCCCCGUGGCGUGGUCGAACAGAACCCCCUUCCCGAUCCUCGCCGCCGGGUGAAUGUCGACGGCGAAAACGUCGGAGACCCGGGACUGCAGCGCUAGAGCCAGCGGCCGCCGGGAUUGCAUCCACAACUUGUGAGCCAAUCGAUGCGCCUGACAA
Messenger RNA from Linum tenue, 832 nucleotides. The record is from the annotation of a GenBank genome assembly. NCBI's taxonomy places the organism in Eukaryota, Viridiplantae, Streptophyta, Magnoliopsida, Malpighiales, Linaceae.